UCAUGUCAAGUGCUCAGCAAAACUUCAACCAAGGCCAAUCCCACGGCCAGACUCAGGCUAAGGCUGAGGAAUGGAUUCAAUCCACAAAGGAUUCAGCCUCUGCAGCCUCGGACAGGGCACAUUCAGCAGCUAACACAGCUGGGCAGACUUCUGAGAGAAACAAGGAGGAAGCUGCUGGUUUUCUCCAACAGACUGGAGAGCAGGUGAAAAACAUGGCUCAAGGUGCUGUUGAGAGUGUGAAGCACACCCUUGGCAUGGACAAUAGCAGCAACGCCAACGCCGCCAACACCAACGCCGCCAACACCACCACCGCCAACAAGUAAACUUGGACAUCUUGAUUCAUUUGUGAAUGUUGUCCUGCUAUACCUCCAUUCAAAUGGAAGGAUAAUAAUGUAUUCAUUUAUUUUUCUUUUUAGAUAGUAUAGCUUUUUCCUAGUUGUUAGGGAUUAGCAUACUACUACUUAUGUCAUGAUUAUUGUGCUUUUUGCUAAUAAAGAAAGCCAUAUCAUUUAUAAUAAAACUUAUAUUCUCUCUA
Molecule: messenger RNA, 535 nt
Organism: Medicago truncatula (barrel medic)
Lineage: Eukaryota; Viridiplantae; Streptophyta; Magnoliopsida; Fabales; Fabaceae
Product: late embryogenesis abundant protein 7
Exons: 4
Coding region: 3-323 (106 amino acids)
Source: RefSeq, a predicted model, not a curated record